Molecule: messenger RNA, 2135 nt
Organism: Vombatus ursinus (common wombat)
Lineage: Eukaryota; Metazoa; Chordata; Mammalia; Diprotodontia; Vombatidae
Gene: TP53TG5
Product: TP53 target 5
Exons: 3
Coding region: 1092-1718 (208 amino acids)
Source: RefSeq, a predicted model, not a curated record
AAGGGCUUUGUUGUUGUUGUUUGUUUGUUUGUUUGUUUGUUUGUUUGUUUGUUUGUUUGUUUGUUUGAAGUGAGAUUGGGAGAAAAGAGAUAAUCAGGCACUUCUGGCUUCUAGAGAGAAGAUGAAUGAUUCCAACCUCUCUUCAGGUUCAUGAAUAGAGAAAGACUCUAGGGAAAAGCUCAUGAACUCAUGAACUCAACAACUCAUGAAACCAUUUGUGAAGGCUUGGAAUGGGUUUAAUAUAGGUCACUGUAGAAGGAAGCACCCCACCAUAGAAAGCCCAGAUGUUUUGAAGUAUCAAAAUAAGUAUUUUCCCAUUAGGAGAAAUGCUGGAUUUCAUUUCCCAGGCUUAACCUGUCAGCCCCCAAAGGCAGGGCUUCCCGCCUGCCAAGUAUGACACCACCAGAGGUACAUUUCUGGCAUCACAAGGUUCCAUGAGGUCACAGCACCCUUAUCUAUGUCACAACCUACCAGCCACAGCAAGUCAUUGACCUCCUCUACAGAGAGGGGAGCAGGCCUGUCUUGGCACUAAACCUACCCCAUCAGACACUACUUGCUCUCCACCAAGAAUUAGCCCCUCGGUGAAACGGAAAAUGAAAACCUGUCCUGUUCUCAAGGUUGGGUAUCACCAUGCAGGGCACAAAGAGGCCAUCAGUCCCCAAGGGAUCAGGGCUCAGCAGGGGCAGGAACAAGGACAUGGAGAGUACUCAGAAAAGUAGUGAGAAAAAUAUUGAAUUUGGAGUUGGGAGACCUCUGUUUGAACCUUGGCUGUGCAAGUUCCAAGCUUUGUAACCUUCUGAAAGUCAUUUCAGCUCUCUUAAGGGCACCUGUUCCCUAAUCUGAAAUAUGAGACAAUGGUUGUAGAUGAUCUCUUAAUUUUCCUUUUAGCCCUAAAUCCUAUGACCCUAGAAAACACAGCACAGGGAGCUGCCAUAUAUACCUACUGUUGAACCAAAGCUGGGCUCUGAACCUCCACUUCUCACCAGAAGUCAUCAAGGGCUAUUGAACGUAAGAGCCCAGGCUAUGCAAUACAUAGAAAUUCCUCUUUCUAUAACAUCUCUCCAAAACUUCUCUUUCCCCAGGUCCAAAGUAUGGAACAGUGGAAAAGGAGGUCCAGACCUGGCAGGGAGGCUGAGCUAAACCAGCUGAGGACGGUGAUGAAGAACCUGUCACUCCUGAAACUGUUAAAGAAGUCAAAUCCCCGUGUAAUAGGUCUCCAUAGUCUGGCGAAGUCCUGCUGGAAGCUGCUGUUUCAAGUGCCCCAGAUACUGCGUGUUUCCUCUAGGACCAGUAGUGGUACUUCUUCCCAACUAAUGGAAAUGGACAGAGCCCCCAUAGAGAUUGGAGACCUGGUAGCAAAGAAUGCAAAAGUAGAGAAGGCAAAGGCAAAGGUGGAGAAGGCCAAGAGAGAGGCCAAGAAGACAACAAGUACUGAGAGUCAAUGCUGCCCCUUCUCCAUCUCCUCUUGCUACUCCAAGGCCAAAACCACCAAGGCUUCUCACUUCAUUGUCUUGAAGACUUUCCCCAAAUCCCAUAAAGCAACCUCCCAGAACUUUAGCACACCUUGGACAUGGUUUGAGGGCCUGCCCAAACGCAUCCACAUACCAGCCCCCAGAGCACUCUGUCGGCCUUCUGCACUUCGUUGGGUAAAGCGCUGCUGUACUCGGUUCUGUUCUGCAUCCUUGGAGCUGCCAAGGGCUUACCCCUACAAUGCAUGAUUCAGGCUGCUGCCUGGGUCAAAUGUCUUAAAACCCUGGCUCUCUGUGUGUUUAUUGGUGGUAGGUUGGGAGUUGGAAUGGGAGGCAAAAGUUAAACCCAUACAGCCUGACAAUAAUACCCUCCCCCUAAGGUAUCUUAGAUAUUAUCUCACCUUCACAGGUUGAGACAUUAAGGCCCAGGGAAGAGGGGAAAUGACUUGAACAGCUAAUAGGCAGCAGAGCUGGGACUGGAACCCAAGCUUCCUAACUAUAAAUAUAGUGAUAUAUUAAACUAAUAACAAUAAUCUAGGAGAUGUUAGAGUGGCAUAUUGCAGAAGGAACUGGCCAGAUUAGGAAGACCAGAGUAAGAUCAGAUCUACCUCUGAUUUGGUGUUCAGUCAUUUUUCCAGUUGCAUCAUGACCUCAUUUAGGGUUUUC